Molecule: messenger RNA, 3321 nt
Organism: Cylindrotheca closterium
Lineage: Eukaryota; Bacillariophyta; Bacillariophyceae; Bacillariales; Bacillariaceae
Source: the annotation of a GenBank genome assembly
AUGAACUCUCCUCUGCAAGAGGUACUGUCGCAAGGAGGUGUGAAUACAUCUGCCGCUACUACAAAUGAAGAGUUGCUGUCUACGUUAGAGUCCUGGCUGGGUCUCCCAGAAAGUAAAAAGUGGGAAGGUGAUACAAUGGAGGAUGUCGCCCCGUUGGAUCCCUCCUUUUACCAAGCAUUGGAGCGAUGGUUAAUCUCAGAGUGGCAACCGCAAAGCGACUCGGACAUUGCAUUGAAGCAUUCCAACGCAUUGCUGGAAAUGGAGUGUGAACCACAUGACAUGUCAAUCUACGACGCCUUUCCAGUGGUGCGAGUGACUCGUGUUUUACGUUUGUGGCUGGAAUUGAAUUGUACAGGGGGUUCCAUGAUGGCGGUGGAUGGCGGAAAGCAAGGGGUCACCACUCCACUCUUGGAACAUUGUAAUGCCCUUGAGAAUGGAGGUGGUGGAAAAUACAAUAUCUAUCCUUUGAUUGCAGCACUCUUUCAUCACCUCGAACAAUUGCCAAACAUGCGAUUCCAAAUCAACUUUUACACACAAGCACUGAUGCGAGGAGAGAAAAAGAGUACAAAGCUGCAAAUGAUGGACACCAAAUCCAGAAUUCACCAACAUCAAGAAGCAACACAGGUGGCUGCUACGCUGAAUGACGAAUGGUCCGAGCAUAUUGAUGCACUGGAAUGUAUUUUGGGAGAAUGGUACGCCCUUGCCAAUGCGGACAUGCGGCGGCAAUGUCGGUCACGGCUUGGUGUCAUUUGGAGCAAUUUUGAAUCUCGAACCGAAACGGCAGUGUCAGGAGUGAAAAUGGAGAACACUUCCUCCACUGGUAUCAAAAUGACACUGAAAGUCUUGCAUCGCAUUCUCCAAGGCGUGGCGACUCCUUUGCAAAAAUCACAUGAGUUACUUCUCAACCAUCAUUUGAUACCUCUGCAUCGACCCAAUUCCAUGGUCUUGUGGCGAGAUCAGACCAGCCUUCUCGAGUUGUAUCACGAACCGCUGGUACAGUGCAUAGCCACUCUGUUGCAAAAGAAACCAGAGUGGAUCCCCAAUACCGUUGUAUCCUUGCUGGAGCCGGACAUUUGGACCAAGGCUGGAAAUACUCCAAAACUGGUGCUAUUGUUGCACGAGAUUGAUGCCUACAUUGGAGUUUUGCCCGAGCCAUUGACAACAAAAUCAUUUCCUUCUGCCACUGCGGCUAGGCUGUGCUACUCCCUAGGGGAAUGUAUUUCGUCGGACCAUUCACGACUUUCAGAACGAGCUCUAUCCUUCAUGAAGAAUGCCAAGUUUGGAGCUCUGAUCAAAUUGUACUAUGAGCUAAGUUUGAAGAUUCUAUUGCCGCAUUUGGUCAAGUCAGAGCUUCCUUGGAAUCCUACGGUUCGGAAAAUGGCGUAUGUGUUUUUGAAAAAGUGCCAAGACAUUGACGAAGAGAGGUUUCUGAAUUGCAGUCUCAAGUGCUUUCCAAAUGGAGAGUCGUUUGGUCCAGACAAAACUUCGUUGCCGGCACCCCGUCCAACGGGAAAAGGAACUCUCAAGUUGGGCAGUGCAGAGCCAGAGAAUGAAGUUCCCAAGGAUUUUACAAUCAAGUCAGCAAUGGGACAGUGGAAGCCACCGCCAACUGGGUCCAAAGCUCCAAAGGGUGGUGGAUAUCAAACUGCAAUGCCCCCGCCUAGUAGCAGAGUUCCAAGACCAGGUGGUGGUGCUCCACCGCUUGGAGUCACUGGAGUUGCCCCGUGGGCCAUGAAACCACCAGGCGCUUCGGCCACCAAGAACCCACCGCUCAGUGUGACGGGUGUCGCUCCGUGGGCAAUGAAAAAGAGUUCUGCGGCAGCUUUGAAGCCUCCGACAAACGGGGGGGCGCUUCCUGGUGUGUCUGAACCACCGCCAGCUGUCAAGGAUAAGAUGGAGAAACCUGCGAAAUCACGAGUUCAAUCCUACAUGGACAAGAUCAAGCCGGCGGAAGAAGAAGAAGGAGUAUCAGUGUGGGCGAAGGAACAAAUGGCGGAAUCACCGACGCUUCUACCAGAUCUGAAGUUCCACGACCUAGUUUUCGGUCAUGAUUUGGGGGAGGGAGCGUUCGGCAAAGUUCGGUACGCCAGGCUGAUUGAUCGCAACAAGACCCGAUCGCACUGGAAAGAGUACGCUGUCAAGGUGAUAUCUACCGAAAAGAUCAAGGAAAUGGGAUAUGAGACAUCUGUCCAACGAGAAGUGGCUGUUCUACGAAUGGUUUCGCAUCCUGGUAUUGCUCGAUUGGUCUCCUCGUUCCGAUUUCAGGAUGGAGUGUAUCUUGUAUUGGAGUAUGCCAGUAGUGGUGAUCUUCAUUCUGUAAUUCGCAAGAAUGGUUCCCUUGACCACGAUUCGACUCGAUUUGUCAUGGGAGAAAUCGUUGCAGCGCUGGCAAGUGUACACGAGAUGGGUCUAGUGUUUGCUGAUUUGAAACCAGAGAACAUUGUCUUGACUGAGGAAGGGCAUGCCAAACUUACAGACUUUGGAGGGUGCCGAGCAACAUCGGAUACGGCAAGAAAGAUGAUCCAAGAUGCUUCCGCGAAUCUCCUAAACACCCUCCGCGAUGGCAAUUGGAAGGACGCUCCCAAACAAAAGAAGAACGAUUUCGAUAUGGAUGAUGACGACGAAGACGUGGGAUGGGGGGAAGAAGCAGGACAACAAGAGGAGAAAAAAGAUGACUUGAGGAUCGAAGGUACAACUACAUAUUUGCCUCCAGAGGUUGUUAUGGGUGGAUUCCCUACCCCUUCUGCCGACUCAUGGGCUCUUGGGUGCGUUAUAUACCAGUGCUUAUCGGGUCGACCACCGGUUGUUGAGAAUGAUGAGAGCGCCACAAGAAACCGUAUUGUAUCAUUCAGUGUGGAGGAAGAAGGGAACGAUCAAGAGUCGCGGCUUUUCUCCGAGAGUUAUGCACUUGAAAUUUCUUCAGAUGCACGUGCAUUGAUUAUGGAUCUGCUUCACAAAAACGAUGGCGAGCGACCAAGCAUGAUGAAGGUUGCCCAGCAUGAAUUCUUCACAAAAUAUGGUACUGAUGUAUUUGGCUUGUACCGACAGCCUGCUCCUCAGCUUGAUGUUGGCAAUGUUGCGCCACAAGAAGAUGCGAAAUGGGCUCGUCGCCAGUUCAGUUCAAUAUGGGCACCACAGCCCCAAGCAUAUGACGUCUCAUUGAAUUCGGCAGGCAUGAAGAAAAGGUUCAGAUUUGCGUUGGGAUCAGGAAUAAUUGAUGAAGGAGACGAAGCCACGGCUUUCUUUUCUGCAGCGAAGACAUCUGCAGCUGCAGGAGUUUUUGCACCAAUGACAUCGCUGAAGCGACCCAUCGAGGAGUAA